AAUCUUUAUCCUCAAACUGGCUGGGUUGAAAUUGAUCCUGAUAGUCUUUGGAUUCAAUUUGUUGCUGUAAUAAAAGAAGCUGUCAAAGCUGCAGGAAUAGAGAUGAAUCAAAUUGUUGGUCUUGGCAUUUCAACACAGAGAGCAACUUUUAUUACGUGGAACAAGAAAACAGGAAAUCAUUUUCACAACUUUAUUAGUUGGCAAGACCUAAGAGCUGUUGACCUUGUUAAAUCCUGGAAUAAUUCUCUUCUGUUAAAGGUAUUCCACAGUUCCUGCCGAGCAAUUCACUUUUUCUCUAGAAGUAAACGCUUUUUUGCGGCCAGUUUGUUCAGUUUCACAACCCAGCAUUCUUCUUUGCGGUUGGUCUGGAUUUUACAGAACAUGAUUGAGGUGCAAAAGGCAGUUGAAGAAGAAAAUUGUUGCUUUGGGACUCUUGAUACCUGGUUGCUACAUAAACUAACAAAAGGUUCUGCAUAUGCCACAGAUUUUUCAAGUGCUAGUACAACUGGACUUUUUGACCCAUAUAAGAUGUGUUGGAGUGGGAUUAUUACCUCCCUGCUUUCGAUACCACUCUCUCUCCUACCUCCUGUGAGGGACACGAGCCACAAUUUUGGAUCAGUAGAUGAAGAGAUAUUUGGUGUGCCUAUACCAAUAGUUGCCUUGGUUGCUGACCAGCAGUCAGCCAUGUUUGGAGAGUGCUGCUUCCAGACAGGUGACGUGAAAUUAACCAUGGGAACUGGGACCUUUAUGGAUAUCAAUACUGGAAAUAGCCCUCAAAAGACUGUUGGAGGCUUUUAUCCAUUAAUUGGGUGGAAGAUUGGGCAAGAAGUUGUAUGCUUAGCUGAAGGCAAUGCAGGAGACACUGGUACUGCCAUAAAAUGGGCUCAACAAUUAGAACUUUUCACAGAUGCUGCUGAGACUGAAAAAAUGGCCAAAAGUUUGGAAGAUUCUGAAGGAGUUUAUUUUGUUCCAUCUUUUAGUGGAUUACAGGCUCCAUUAAAUGACCCCUGUGCAUGUGCCUCUUUUAUGGGUUUGAAGACUUCCACCAGUAAAUACCAUCUUGUACGAGCAAUAUUGGAGUCAAUAGCUUUCAGAAACAAACAAUUAUACGAGAUCAUGCAGAAAGAGAUUCAUAUUCCUGUAACAAAAAUCAGGGCAGAUGGAGGAGUUUGUAAUAACAGUUUUGUCAUGCAGAUGACUUCAGACUUGAUUAAUGAGAAUAUAGACAGACCUGCCCACGUUGACAUGUCAUGCCUAGGUGCGGCUUCUCUAGCUGGCCUUGCUGUUGGGUUUUGGACUGACAAGGAAGAACUAAAGAAACUGAGGCGAAGUGAAAUGGUUUUCAAGCCACAGAAAAAAUGUCAAGAUUAUGAAAUGAGUAUGGAAAAUUGGGUCAAAGCUGUGAAACGCUCCAUGAAUUGGUAUAACGAGAUGUAACACAGUGAAAUCAUUAAGACCAUAGAUGGCUGGCUUAUAUGACGUGUGGAGGAGACACAGCUCAGGGAUAACCAAUUCAGUGACGAGUGAAAAUUUAAAAUGAACUUCACAACCUAAGAGAAACAGCAUUCUUUUUACAAAAACGAACAAAAAACGAUUACUUUUCCUGCACCUUGGUAAGAUUGUAAGGCAGCAAUACCUCAAAACUGUAUAUUCUGUUUUGUAGCAAAUUCCAAAGGACAUUAGCUAUUUCCAACAUAUUUUGAAGUUAUAGGUCCUCUUCCUUUUUAUACUGGGCCAGUGGUACAUAGGAAUAUGUGAUUUACCAUCCGAGCUAAUAGUUCUGGGUCAAGUACCAUUUACCUAUUGUUUCAAAAUUAUGUGAGAAAUAUAAAUUCUUUAAAAUUAAGUGGGCUACUUGAAAUCCAUAUAAUUAAAAAGAAAGAAUAACUGAUAAAAUGUAGAAUUUUGUACCAUGAAUAUUUUAUGUUUAAAGCCAUAAUUUUUCAAUGUCAUAUCCAAAUAUGAGCUCAAUAUGUCCCUCUCAGAUAAACUUAUUAGUCAGUGCUUUCCUUUAUUGGUCUUAAAGACACUCCCUUACUUCUUUCCUUGUUCAUCCAAAAUCUGUGCAUUCUUUCCAUGUUGAAAAACACUGAAAAACUAAUUGUAGUUAAUGAACUAAAAAGGAUAUUGAGAUUUAAGGAACAGAAUACUACUAUUUAUUUUCCUUGUCAAAUUGCACUUCUUUCAAAAACUUCUGGCUAAAGGGUAACAUCCUCUUUUUUACAAAAUACAGGUAAUUAACAUAAAUCUUGCCUUCUGUUCUUUAUCUUUCUUAGUUGUUGAGAUACUUACACAAAUGUCUUUUGUUUUAUUAAGUGCCUAAUCGACAGCUUCAUUUGAAGAAAGGGCCCUAAUUUAUUGGUAACUGAAGAUUUGUCUUUAUCGGGAGUGUUUUAUUUGUUCUGCAUCUUUUUGAUGUUUGUCCAGUCUGCCAUUUCUCUGGGAUGUGUGCAGUGGAUAGCUGAUAGAGGUGAUGAGUCCAUGCUAAUAAUGGAUUGCCUUACAGCCACUGAGCCAGAGAGCCAGAGAAGAGCAGGGACGGCCCCACUUCUCAGAC
Carlito syrichta (Philippine tarsier) is the source of this 2557-nucleotide messenger RNA. RefSeq names its product glycerol kinase 5 (putative) (gene GK5). Gene Ontology annotation, biological process: triglyceride metabolic process; glycerol-3-phosphate biosynthetic process; glycerol metabolic process. Gene Ontology annotation, cellular component: mitochondrion. The transcript has 15 exons. The record is from RefSeq and is a predicted model, not a curated record. Gene Ontology annotation, molecular function: glycerol kinase activity. NCBI's taxonomy places the organism in Eukaryota, Metazoa, Chordata, Mammalia, Primates, Tarsiidae. Bases 103 to 1437 code for a protein of 444 amino acids.